UCACGUCGCUCGGCGGAUCUGGGAGGGAGAGGAGAGAGAGCCGCUGAAAAUGGUGAACCACGCCCGCAAGAUUUUCGGUCUGUUUAAACCAGCAGCUGAGUGGUUUAACGACCAUGUGCGAGGUUCAGGGCUCAGCGGGCUCUGCAUGACGGGGUACACCACCAUCAGCACCGGCAUGCAGGGGGCAUUUGUGGAGCGCUGGCACAAGGAGACGUCCUCUUUCCACUUGCCGGUUGGGGAGAUGACGAUCACCUUGCAUGACGUGCAGUGUCUUCUCCACCUGCCGAUUAGGGGGCCGCUGUUGACCCACUCCAAGAUCCAGAGGGUGGAGGCCAUUGAGUGGAUGACGCUCUACUUGGGCAUGGAGCACGAGGUUGCUCACUUUGAGUGCGCCACGACAUCUGGGCCUCAUAUCCGGUUCACCACACUGAGCACUUAUUUUGAGCACCACCUGGACGCGGCUGCCGAGGCUGAGGGUGAGGGUGACGAGCUGUUCACAGAGUAUCACCGCGGCUGCGCUCUCCGGUGCUGGUACAUGCAUGUGGUAGGCGCUGCAUGCUUUGUGGACAAGAGCGCCAGGUACGUCGACGUGACCUACCUCCGCUAUUUCAUGGACCUGGAUACCGUUCACCAGUGGAACUGGGGGGCAGCUACUCUGGCAUAUCUCUACCAGAAGCUGAAUGAGGCCUCCAACUGGAGGACGAGGCAGCUGGUCGGAUCCUGCACUCUGCUUACGAGCUGGAUCAUCUCCUACUUCUCCCGCAUCCACGGCUUCCACAUCGAUCCUGCGUACGUUGACGCCAUGCCCAGGGCCGCCAGAUACGACCUCCAGAGGGGGAACGAUGCGGUGGGACCAUACCGCCUGUACCUGGACCGCACGAUGCACGACGACGUCACCUGGAGGCCGUUCGCCGACUAUUUGCAGACUUUAUUGCAAUGCAAUAUAGUGGCUGUAUCAAGUAACUUGUUUCGCAAUUUGAAACCACACACUUUUUUAUCAAUGCAAAAAUGUUGUAGCACACGUGCAUCAGAAAAUGAACCUUGA
This is a messenger RNA of Vicia villosa (hairy vetch), 1045 nucleotides long. RefSeq names its product protein MAIN-LIKE 1-like. Gene Ontology annotation, biological process: meristem maintenance; meristem development. The coding region runs from base 50 to 1045 and encodes 331 amino acids. NCBI's taxonomy places the organism in Eukaryota, Viridiplantae, Streptophyta, Magnoliopsida, Fabales, Fabaceae. The record is from RefSeq and is a predicted model, not a curated record. The transcript is spliced from 4 exons.